Yarrowia lipolytica CLIB122 is the source of this 1395-nucleotide messenger RNA. RefSeq lists its product as uncharacterized. Gene Ontology annotation, molecular function: tRNA-guanosine(34) queuine transglycosylase activity. The record is from RefSeq and is a predicted model, not a curated record. Lineage: Eukaryota; Fungi; Ascomycota; Dipodascomycetes; Dipodascales.
AUGAACAUCGCCAAAAUGACGUUUGAGGUUGCCAAAACAGUCGCUAGUGGCUCCGCCGCACGAACAGCUACGCUCAACCUUUCCAACGGCAAUUCUAUUGCUACUCCAGCUUUCAUCACCACUUCUAGCCGGGGUUGUGUGCCCAACCUGACCCCCGACAAUGUCAAUGUGGACAAGCAUGUGCCUGGAGCCGUGGCGGUGGGACUUGAAGACUUUGUGGAGCGUCCCCAGGCCCCGUUGCUUCUGAAAGAUGUCGGAGAUGAGCCCUCCCGAACCCGUUUUUCACUCCCUGAGGAAGUCAACAUCUUCCUGCAAACCCGACGACCUUCCAACGUGCUUCCCAACAAGCCCAAUGGCCGAAACAUGCUGUCCAUGUACUCGUCUGUUGGUGUGGUUGACAUUGAUAUUGACCAGUUUCCUCUCAUGGCCAACGCUGUUGCUCCUGAAGUGUUUGUAGCUCCGGCCGAUGCAUCUGGUCUCAGUCCCUCGGGAGCCUGUCCUGGAUCCAAUAAGGUCAAGAAGAUGGUGAUGCGGUCUCAGCGGUGGCUGGAAAAGUGCGUGGCCGACGUCAAGGUCCCUAUUUACGCCUCGAUUCUGCCUACUCUUCCCGUUUUGCACCAGAAGGAGUAUCUUAAGACAGUGGUAGAGAACCAGGAUAAGAUCAACGGUCUGGUAUUCCACACUCGAGCCGAGCACUCUGAGUACCCCGAUCAGACCAUUGAUCUCAGUCGAUUCGACUCCACCCGAAAACCCACAGAUGCCGCUGCUGCCGAAAGUGCAGCUCGUAAGGCUGCCGCUCAGGGACCCACUGACGGUAAUGGAAACCCUCUGGAUGUCAAGACUGAGCAUCUGACGGGCCCCAAGCCUGUUUUGGACGAGCUCAAGAACCUCGGAAUGGGCAAGACGAUGCCUCUCUACCACUCUGGACAGUGUGACACUCCCCAGCAGAUGCUUCUGCUCAUCCAGCAGGGCUUUGAUCUGCUGAGCGGAUAUUCUGUCGAGACCUUUUCGGACGCUGGAGUCGCUCUUGAUUUCACCUUUCCUGCCACUCCGGGUGCUGUGUUUGGACACAAUCUGUGGGACCCCAAGUUCAAGAACGACUUUUCUCCUCUGGCCGACUCCAACCAGGCCCUCAGUGCACCACAUCACCGAGCAUACUUGUACCAUCUGUUGGACGCGCACGAGAUGUUGGGUCACGUGAUUCUCGAACAGCAUAACCUCGAGAUUUACAAUCGGUUCCUGGCUGGAGUAAGACGGAGCAUUGAGGCCGGCACGUUUGACGCCGAUGUCAAGGAUUUUUUUGAGGUCUACGGAGAUUCAAAGCUGGUGUUGAAGCUGGUUGAGAUGGGAGAAAAGUUGCAAGGUAGCCAUGGAGCUGAUAAGGAUCGAUUCUGA